CUCUGGACCAGGCUGUGAGCUUCUCUGGACUGGAACGCCACAGCCAGAACUCAGUUCAGACAUGGUGGACUAGAGGUGGGUCAGUAGAACCAGAGGCGGUAUAAAAAGGUCUUCGUCCUGAAUGGCACCCUGCGCCCUAAGUAGUGCACUAUAUAGGGAAUAGGGUGCCAUUGGCCAUAGGACUCUGGUUAAAAGUAGUGCACUAUAUAGGGAAUAGGGUGCCAUUUUAGGAACGCGGUCGUAGUCAGAACAGUAGGAACACCCAGGUUGGUCACAGGACAAACCCAAAAGACUAAAGAAAAGGGACAAUGAGCUGGACACACACACAUCGGAGGAGAUCAGCUAUCUUCGUCUCAGUUACUAAGAGAACUCUUUGGACACACAUCGGAGGAGAUCAGCCAUCUUCGUCUCAGUUACUAAGAGAACUCUUGAGGGGAGCUACUGAUCUCUCAGUGAAGAAACAUACACAGCAUGCACACACACACUCUCCUCCUCCUCCUCCUCCUCCUCCUCCUUCUGAAGCCAGGCGUGUGUGAGUCCUGUUCCCUGGUGGUCAGUCCUGCUGGGCUGGUGGUGAAGUAUGGAGCCCCUGCUUCGGCCAACUGCACCUCUGAUACGGUCACCUUUAUGGGCUGGGAGUCGAGCCAGGGAGAAUCUCAGGUCUUUAGCCCUGGGGUAAAAGAGCUGACUUGGAGAGUAGACAGCCUGACUGACUGGAAUAUAAAGCCUCAAUGCUUUGAGAUGUCUGAGGAGGGAGGCCAGUGUGCCAGAGUGCUGAAUGUUACUGUUUACAAGCUUCCAGACAGAGUCUCCAUCAGAUAUUUAAGCCACUCUGGUCCCGUGGUUGAGGGGCAUCAGUACUCUCUGCAUUGUGUUGUCCAGAACAUCGCUCCUAUUGAGCACCUCAGAGUGACCUUCUUCAAAGUCUCUACCAAUGGUGAACAGACAGUGUUAUACACACAACCACUGAACAAUGACAUUCAACAACGGAACAAUGGCAUUAGGGAACCGGUGAAUGAGAGCUUUUCCCUGCAGUUCUCCCCCACUAGUGUUGAUGACGGGGCCCAGUUGUGGUGUUCAGCCAUGUUGGAUCUGGGACCAGAGGGACCCCAACCUCCUCCUGUAAUGGAAUCAGACCACCUCAACAUCAACGUGCACUUCGCUCCUGAGUUCUCCUGUUCUGCCAAGCUGCAGGUGCGAGCGGGGGAGGGGCUAACGUGUGAUGUCAGAGGCAAUCCCCUCCCAUCGGUCACCUGGCUGAGAGACGGACAGGUGCUGACCCCGCCCACACACCUGAGCAGAGAGGAUGCUGGGGAUUACACCCUCAUGGCUUUGAACCGUAUCGGAAAAGCCAAUCACACAGUGGAGGUGGAGGUCCUACAUGGCCCUGCUGCUAGAGGAGCUUCCUGUCAGGCUGCUGGGAGUGCCACGGUGGCUGUGCUGCUCCUCCAGCUCAUUCAUUGGCUGUAAGACCACUUCCUGAACCCACUGAUUGGCUGUAUUGAAUGAUUCCUUUAUUUAUUUAACGGUUGAGUUAUUAAUAACUGACCAAUCAGGACAUCGAUCUCUGUGCUGGAGCUUUGUGGUGAUUUGACAGUGAUCUGUGAGGGCAGUCUUCAAUAGAUCUGGAAUCAGAUCUGUGUUAGUAGAAAACCCUUUUUGCCUAAAUGUGAAAUUAGCUGUUUUGAAAUGUGUUAUUUUGAAGUAGUGCUAUUGAACAGGUCUAUAAUUAAGCAAUAAGGCCCGAGGGGGUGUGGUAUAUGGCCAAUAUACCACGGCUAAGGGCUGUUCUUAUGCAUGACACAACGGUAUAAAUGUUGAUUUCAAACCCUAACCUUAAAUGUUUAUUACUAAUAAACUAUAUAAAUGUUUAGGCCUAAUCCUAACCCUAAGUGUUUAUUAUUAAUAAACUAUAUAAAUGUUUAGGCCUAAUCCUAACCCUAAAUGUUUAUUACUAAUAAACUAUAUAAAAUGUUUCGGCCUAAUCCUAACCCAGUCUCUAGCAACAGAUCUGCCAUUAUCCUUUUUGCAAUGUGUUAUCAAUGUCUUCUGUGACUAAUAAAAGUUCACCCACAAACUGUCA
Molecule: messenger RNA, 2083 nt
Organism: Salvelinus fontinalis (brook trout)
Lineage: Eukaryota; Metazoa; Chordata; Actinopteri; Salmoniformes; Salmonidae
Product: vascular cell adhesion protein 1-like
Exons: 6
Coding region: 472-1470 (332 amino acids)
Biological process (GO): cell adhesion
Molecular function (GO): integrin binding
Source: RefSeq, a predicted model, not a curated record